Messenger RNA from Owenia fusiformis, 1505 nucleotides. NCBI's taxonomy places the organism in Eukaryota, Metazoa, Annelida, Polychaeta, Sabellida, Oweniidae. The record is from the annotation of a GenBank genome assembly.
GUUGCGCACUAUACACUCAUCAACAGGAACUUCUUCUCAAAGAGAUGUGGGACAGCAUUGCUAUGUACAACAUGGUUAAUGUGGACGGUGUUUGCAUUAUUGGGAUUUGGAACGCGACACCCCAAUAUGAAAGUAACUUUUUGCCAAGUUAACAAUGGCCAACUUCAUAGAAAUUAUCUUCUCAUUGGAGGUGUUAUUUUAGUGGCGCAUAUUGUUAUUCUCAUUCUACUACAAAUUGGUGUUUAUCUUAAGAUCAAAGCUCAUGUUACCAAAUUCCAGGAAAAUGAAAAUCUAGAUCCUCGAAUCCCUCGAAUAAUUGAAACUCAAACACAUAGGCCCUUUGAAUUACUUAAAAUGGACAAAAAUGCCAUAGGUUCAUCAAUUCCUUCAAAAUCAAAUGCUAAAGGUUCUCAUUUCAAUGCAAAUAAAAAGCAAACAUUUCCUAAUAGGGGCAAACAUGGGAACUCCAUUGAAGAACAGGAGGAAACUGUUGCAAAACCUAGUAUUCUUAACUUGAAAAAUGAAGAAAUUGUUGCAGGGCCUAGCACUCUUAGACCUAUAUAUGAGGAAACUGUUGAAGAACCAAGAAUUCUUAACUCGAAAGAUGAAGAAACUGUUGCAGGACCUAGCACUCUUAGACCCAAACAUGAGGAAACUGUAGUAGAACCUAUUAUUCUUAACUUGAAAAAUGAGGAAAUUGUUGCAGGGCCUAGCACUCUUAGACCCAAACAAGAGGAAACUGUUGCAGGACCUAGCACUCUUAGACCCAAACAUGAGGAAAUUGUUGCAGGACCUAGUAUUCUUAACUUGAAAAACGAAGAAAUUGUUGCAGGGCCUAGCACUCUAAGACCUAAACAUGAGGAAAUUCUUGUAGGACCUAGCAGUCAUAACCCUGAACCUGAAGCCAAAAGGAGACUGAAUAAUAGUUAUCAACAUAACACAUAUGGACAAGGUAACAAAAUUGUACCUAUAUGCGAUCUAAAUGCUCAAAAUAAGAGACGCACAUAUAAAAACUGGAUGCAUCAUAUCUCAAAACUCUGUCGUCAAAUAUGUGCCAUUCUUAUAGUAUUUAUCUUAUGUAUCAUCCCAUACACUGUAACAAACUUCAUCUCAAUUUCAUCACAAUAUUACGAGAAAAUGAUAACAAGUUCCCCAACAAUUAAUUUCAUAAGUGCAACAAUGAUCGGAUUCAACCCGAUUUUCAAUUUCAUCAUUCUGAUUGCAGGUAACAGGCAAUUUAGAAUGGCUUUUGUAAAAGUUCUUAAAUGCAAGAAAUUGUGUAUGUGUAAAAUUAGAUGAAGAAUUGGUAUCAAUGUGGUGAACUUUAUGAACAUGUUUCUCUUAAGCCAGUCAUCAAAAAAUUGUAAAAAUUUUACACAUCAUCAAUUUAAUGGUCAUUUUUGAAUGGUAACAAUAUAAUUUUUUGAAAUAUAUAUAUAUUCUUUUCCUAUAUUGUUUUAGAAAACACAUUAGACACAUCUUUUGUUCUUGGUAUCAUAUUUUUG